AUGCCGUCCCGACCCACACGACUGUCUGAUAAAGCCGCGCUCCCUUUCCGAACAUCGAACAAGCAAAAGCGGCAGGAGCUGCAUAUUAAGCAGAAACGCGCAAGGGAUGCAUUGAAAAGAGCAGAGCGGUUUGGGCGGAAAAAGGAGGAGGCAAAGAACCCGAAACUACGAGAAGAGCGGUUACGCCGCAAUGUUCCAGUGACCUUGGACAGGAAACGAGUAUACGACGAUGUUACAGAUGAGCCAGACGAUGGCGGCUUGGGAGUGGCUUACGAUGUGGAGAGGAUGAAGAGACGGAAAUUAGCUGAGGAGCAGCAGCUUGAAUUUUUGGGAGAAGAAGGAGCCGAUCACCCAGAUGGGGCCGAGAAUGACAGAGACAUCGACGACGAUGACAACGACUCAAUGUUGGACGAGAGUGACAGUGACGAGGACGAAGAAGACCUCGAGCCAGACGAACUGGAUGAUAGGGGGCACAACCCUUUGCCCUCGAAAUCACAGAUCCUCCGCUCUUCCAGAAUAGAACAAACACAAGCACAGGACCGCGAAGCCUCUCCUACCCGCUCCACCGCCUCGACGAAUCUAUCUCUCGCGCCAGCAGCCCUCAUCGCGAAAUUUCCAACGCUGUUCUUGCCUCCGGACGCUCCUCCACCGCCUCCGCCCAAGAUCCUUAUCACAACGUCAAUAAACUCGACACUACACGACGAAGCAGCGAUCCUGACAUCCCUUUUCCCCAAUUCCAAAUACAUCCGCCGCUCCUCCCACCGCCACGGAUACAAAUUCUCCGUCCGAGAAAUCUCCUCUUUUGCGCAUAACCAUGGUUAUACCGCAGUGAUCGUACUAGAAGAGGACCAGAAGAGACCGUCUGGGAUGACAAUCGUCCAUUUGCCCGUGGGGCCGACGUUUCACUUUUCAAUUUCCAACUGGUAUACCGGCAAAGCGAUCCCCGGCCACGGCCGCGCCACGGGCCACAUGCCGGAACUCAUAUUGAACAACUUCACUACUCCUCUGGGACUGCUGACUGCACAUCUCUUCCGGUCUCUGUUCCCGGCGACGCCCGAGUUGCAGGGCCGCCAGGUCCUAACUCUGCACAACCAGCGCGACUACAUAUUUGUCCGGCGCCACCGCUACAUUUUCCGCGAGAAGCGUGAAACUGAAAAGUCCGUGGUCGGCCCCGACGGCAGGGAGGUCAAGGGUGUAGAGGGCAUCCGGGCCGGCUUGCAGGAGCUCGGGCCGCGCAUGACUUUGAAACUGAGACGUGUUGACAGAGGCAUUCAACGACGCAGCGGGCAGGACUGGGAGUGGAAGGCCAAGAUGGAGAAGACAAGGACCAAAUUCCAGCUUUGA
Messenger RNA from Capronia epimyces CBS 606.96, 1344 nucleotides. RefSeq lists its product as uncharacterized. Gene Ontology annotation, cellular component: preribosome, large subunit precursor; nucleolus. The coding region runs from base 1 to 1344 and encodes 447 amino acids. Gene Ontology annotation, molecular function: rRNA primary transcript binding. The transcript has a single exon. Lineage: Eukaryota; Fungi; Ascomycota; Eurotiomycetes; Chaetothyriales; Herpotrichiellaceae. The record is from RefSeq and is a predicted model, not a curated record. Gene Ontology annotation, biological process: maturation of LSU-rRNA; maturation of 5.8S rRNA.